Molecule: messenger RNA, 867 nt
Organism: Lachancea sp. 'fantastica'
Lineage: Eukaryota; Fungi; Ascomycota; Saccharomycetes; Saccharomycetales; Saccharomycetaceae
Source: the annotation of a GenBank genome assembly
AUGUCUUUAGGAGAUGAUCUUGAUGAUGGCUUAGACUAUGAAGUUGAAGCAAGCGAUUUGGAAGAUGCUGUAGAGGUUGAUAACGAGAUAGAAUCGAAGCCUUUGAAAAGAAGCCGAACAAACAGCGAACAAGAAGAAGAGGAGCGUCCUGCUGAAAAAACACAGAGCAAACGUCAAAAAAAACUAGCCAAGUCGAAACUGCAUUUGAAAAAAGUUGAAAAAGUGGAACACGAAAGGGAACAGAAAAAGCUGCUUCCGAAAUCCAAUGCAGAGCGUAUCGUGGAGCAUCUAGCAACUUUGAUCCGUGAAAGAAACCCAGAUCUCAGCGCCUUAGAGCUUGAGGAGCAGUACUUCAAAAAGACGGAUUUCAUUUCCACCGAGAAAUAUCAAAAAGACAGAACAUUGCAUAAUUUCCAAGAUUUUGUCAAUACGUUCUCAAAGUCACCCAGAGCUGUCGUUCUAUCAGCGUCGAAUAUCAGAGUGGCAGACGUAUUCAGAAGUCUGGGCGGCUCCCAAAAUGCGGUGAAGCUAUUCUCAAAGACGAAGCUAAAGGAUGAUGUUGCCAGGGUUGAUUUCUUGUUGAAAGAACCCAGCAAAGAAGAUAAUUCUGGGAAGAAAAAGUCUAAGGACAAGAAAAAGCAAAGCAAAGUCAAGUACUUCGUUUCUACUCCUGGUAGAAUGUCCAAAAUCUUAGACUCGACUGAUGCGCUGUUCGAUGGCAAAGAUAAAUUAGACAUCUUCUUGGACGCUAGUUAUCUGGAUCCCAAGUCUAAUACUCUAUUCACAAGCGAAGAUUGUACGGCUCUUUUCAAAGUUUUGAAAGACUUUUUGCAGAAGAAAAGUUCCGUUAAGAUCCUUUUAUUUUGA